CAUAGUGAUGCAUAAGAUUAACACACUACAGAAAAUAACUUAGAGAAGAAAGCAAUAAAUACCUUUUUCCGGCAGCCAUGGAACCCCUCCGGUGGGUUCUUUUAGCUUUAUUCAGCACUCUAGCCACCGCCAGGGUCAGUGUGGCCUUCCCUUGGAAUCCGUGGUCUUACUACUCACCGCCCGAGUACAAGUCGCCGCCAGAGUACAAGUCGCCGCCGGAGUACGACUACAAGUCGCCACCAUGCGAGUCGCCGCCGUAUAAGUCGCCGUCGUACAAGUACGAGGCGACUCCGCCUUAUGAGUAUAAAUCGCCGCCGUAUAAAUAUGAAUCACCUCCGCCACCUUAUAAGUACGAAUCACCUCCGCCACCACCUUAUAAAUACGAGUCACCACCUCCACCACCUUACAAGUAUGAAUCACCUCCACCACCACCUUAUAAGUAUGAAUCACCUCCGCCACCGCCCUACAAGUACGAGUCACCACCUCCGCCACCGUACAAAUACGAAUCGCCUCCCCCACCGCCCUACAAGUACAAAUCACCACCUCCUCCACCCUACAAAUAUGAAUCCCCUCCACCUCCUCCCUACAAGUACGAAUCACCACCACCUCCGCCAUACAAGUAUGAGUCACCUCCUCCACCACCAUAUAAGUACGAAUCACCUCCACCUCCGCCAUACAAGUACGAGUCACCACCUCCCCCACCAUACAAGUAUGAAUCACCUCCACCUCCGCCGUACAAGUAUGAGUCACCUCCACCUCCACCAUAUAAGUACGAGUCACCACCUCCCCCACCAUACAAAUAUGAAUCACCUCCACCUCCACCGUACAAAUACGAGUCACCACCUCCCCCACCAUACAAAUAUGAAUCACCUCCACCUCCCCCGUACAAGUAUGAGUCACCACCUCCUCCGCCAUACAAGUACGAAUCACCUCCACCUCCGCCAUACAAGUAUGAGUCACCACCUCCCCCACCAUACAAGUAUGAAUCACCUCCACCUCCGCCAUACAAGUACGAGUCACCUCCCCCACCUCCAUACAAAUAUGUAUCUCCACCUCCUCCUCCUUACAAGUACGAGUCACCACCAUACAAAUACGAGUCUCCGCCAUACAAAUAUGAGUCUCCACCAUACAAAUACGAAUCACCACCCUACAAAUAUGAGUCACCACCCUACAAGUACGAGUCUCCUCCUUACAAGUAUGAGUCACCACCAUACAAAUACGAGUCUCCCCCAUACAAAUAUGAAUCUCCCCCAUACAAGUACGAGUCUCCCCCAUACAAAUAUGAAUCUCCCCCGUACAAGUACGAAUCUCCCCCGUACAAAUAUGAAUCUCCCCCGUACAAGUACGAGUCUCCCCCAUACAAAUAUGAAUCUCCCCCGUACAAGUACGAGUCCCCUCCAUACAAAUAUGAAUCACCACCCUACAAAUACGAGUCACCACCCUACAAGUACGAGUCUCCUCCAUACAAAUACGAGUCUCCUCCAUACAAAUAUGAUUCACCACCCUACAAGUACGAGUCUCCACCCUACAAGUACGAGUCUCCUCCAUACAAAUAUGAUUCACCUCCCUACAAGUACGAGUCUCCUCCAUACAAGUACGAGUCUCCACCCUACAAGUACGAGUCUCCUCCAUACAAAUAUGAUUCACCACCCUACAAGUACGAGUCUCCUCCAUACAAGUACGAGUCUCCUCCACCCUAUAAGUACGAAUCCCCAACAUACAAAUACGAGUCACCACCAUCUCCUCCAACUAAGUAUUAGAGUUUUAAACUUCCUUAAUCACAAUCUCACCAUACAUCAUAAACUAAACACCACCAUUAAGUCUUACUUCAAAUUGCACUACUUGUCUUGUGUUGUUCUUUCCGUUGAAGCUCCAUUCAAAAAUAAAGUUCUUUUUUACAUUCGAGUCCUGUAAAAUGUCCAUUCUUGCCAAACAUGCCCAUGGAAGUGCAGUCAAAUGAAGCAUCUGGCAGAAGGAAAGAAAUUACAGAGGAACAUCCUUCCUUUGCAGCCAUUGUAUCUCUGAGUCUAAUGUAUUUCCAUGUGACCCAUGUUCCUGUACUUUCAUAUUAUACGAAUGAAAUAAAAUUAAUUUGUUUUGUGUUA
Andrographis paniculata is the source of this 2105-nucleotide messenger RNA. Its product is annotated as extensin-2-like. Lineage: Eukaryota; Viridiplantae; Streptophyta; Magnoliopsida; Lamiales; Acanthaceae. Bases 78 to 1760 code for a protein of 560 amino acids. The record is from RefSeq and is a predicted model, not a curated record. The transcript has a single exon.